ACUUUCUUAGUUAAUAACUAUAAUAUCAAAACUAACAAUUUAAUUGUAUAUAACUAUCAAUAAAUUUAUUAAAUAAAAAUUGAAAUUAUGUCGUGGCCUGAAAAUGUUGGUAUAUGCGCUAUAGAAGUCCUCUUCCCUUCACAAUAUGUUGACCAAACCGAGCUAGAACAGUUUGAUGGUGCAUCAGCUGGAAAAUAUACAAUUGGACUGGGUCAAGCGAAAAUGGGUUUUUGCUCGGAUCGAGAAGAUGUUAACUCACUCUGCCUAACGGUUGUAAGUCGUUUAAUGGAGCGACAUCACAUAAAGCCUACCGAAAUCGGUCGAUUAGAAGUGGGCACCGAAACAAUAGUUGAUAAAUCGAAAUCUGUGAAAUCAGUGCUAAUGCAAUUAUUUGCCGAUAGUGGCAAUACAGAUAUUGAAGGAAUUGAUACGACAAAUGCAUGCUAUGGUGGUACAGCUGCAUUAUUCAACUCAGUCAACUGGAUUGAAUCAUCUAGUUGGGAUGGUCGUUAUGCAUUGGCAGUUUGUGCAGAUAUUGCUGUUUAUGCAAAAGGAGCUGCACGUCCAACUGGUGGUGCUGGCGCCAUUGCAAUGCUUGUGGGACCAAACGCCCCCCUCGUUCUUGAACGUGGUUUAAGGGCAACACAUAUGGAGCACGCCUAUGAUUUUUAUAAACCAGAUCUCAGUUCCGAAUAUCCGACUGUUGAUGGUAAAUUAUCUAUACAAUGCUACCUCUCUGCACUUGACACGUGCUAUCAAUUAUAUCGUAAAAAACUCGAAAAAAGAAAUCCUAAAGCCGCCGAUUUGGGUUUAGAAAAUUUCGAUGCAAUACUCUUUCAUACGCCAUUCUGCAAAUUAGUGCAGAAAUCUGUAGCACGCUUGUGCUUUAAUGAUUAUUUACUAACAAACAAGGAAAAGCGUGCCAGCAAAUAUGUUGGUUUAGAACGUUUCGAUAACUCCACACUUGAGUCAACGUACUUCGAUCGUGAUGUGGAAAAAGCUUUUAUGACACAAUUUAAUAAUGUAUUUGAAUCGAAAACCAAAAAGUCCUUACUACUCGCCAAUCAAGUGGGAAAUAUGUAUACGCCGUCUGUGUACUCUGGUCUUGCUUCGCUUUUGGUCAAUGUCAAUUCUGCGGAGCUACUUGGAAAACGUAUUGGAGUAUUUUCAUACGGCUCGGGUUUAGCAGCCUCGAUGUACUCCAUUGCAGUUACACAGGACGCAAAAGAUUUCGAAAAAUUUGUACAAAAAUUGAACUAUGUUUUACCAGCACUGAACUCAAGGGAGAAAGUAGCACCAGAAACUUUUUCAGAAUUAAUGGAAGUAAGGGAGAAGAACAACCAUGCUGCACCGUACACGCCAACCGGCAGCAUAAGUGCGCUAUUUCCAGGCACAUACUACCUCAAAAAUGUUGAUGAGUUGCAUCGACGUACCUAUGAACGCACGCCUACCAUUUCAAAUGGAGUUCACUAAAAAUAUGGAGCAAAGGAUAGCUGUAGUACUUCCUGCAAAAGGAAGGUAACUGUUUGGACGUUGUGUAAUUUAAACGGUGCUUUAAGUGGAAUUAGCUUUAAGAUAAUGCACUUCAUUAAACAGUUUGAAUUCAUAAAAUAGAAAUCGUGUGACAAUAAUUUAUUUAUAUUUUAAUGUACAAAACUUAAUUUUAACUAUUUGUAUGCAUGACAGAAUAUUAUACUAUAUAUAAUGCAAGUAUAUAAAUUACAAAUACUUUAGGUUGAAUAAUGCUAUAUGUUAAAAGGGAGGUACAUUAAUUUAAUAUUAAUUGUUUGUAUUAUGGACAUUAAUGCACCUUCAUUGGUUCAGGGUUUUAUUGUUUAGUUAUUAUGUAUAGGCUUUUACUGCUUGUUAAA
Molecule: messenger RNA, 1871 nt
Organism: Teleopsis dalmanni
Lineage: Eukaryota; Metazoa; Arthropoda; Insecta; Diptera; Diopsidae
Product: hydroxymethylglutaryl-CoA synthase 1-like
Exons: 2
Coding region: 88-1473 (461 amino acids)
Biological process (GO): acetyl-CoA metabolic process
Molecular function (GO): hydroxymethylglutaryl-CoA synthase activity
Source: RefSeq, a predicted model, not a curated record